AUGGCGGACAAUGAAUAUGCGCCAAAAUUUGCGCCGUUCUUCUCCUUUGCAGGAGUAGCAGCCGCGAUGAUCUUCGGGUCAAUCGGCGCGGCAUAUGGAACUGCCAAAUCAGGCAUCGGUAUUGCGGGCGUUGGACAAUAUAGACCAGACUUGAUCAUGAGGUCACUGAUCCCUGUCGUCAUGUCCGGUAUUAUUGCCGUCUACGGUCUGGUCGUCGCAGUCCUUAUAGCCAACGCAAUGAAUCCUCCUCCAGGUCAAAAUACCAGUCUAUACACGAGCUUCAUGCAUCUUGCAUCUGGCCUUUCAGUCGGCCUGGCCGGAAUAGCCGCUGGAUAUACAAUUGGAGUUGUGGGAGAUGCUGGUGUUCGUUCGUACAUGCAACAAUCCCGUGUCUACGUUGGAAUGAUUUUGAUCUUGAUUUUCGGAGAAGUCUUGGGACUUUACGGUUUGAUUGUCGGUCUGAUUCUCAACUCGCGCAGCGGCGGUUAG
This is a messenger RNA of Talaromyces marneffei, 489 nucleotides long. RefSeq lists its product as uncharacterized. The record is from RefSeq and is a predicted model, not a curated record. The transcript is spliced from 8 exons. NCBI's taxonomy places the organism in Eukaryota, Fungi, Ascomycota, Eurotiomycetes, Eurotiales, Trichocomaceae. Gene Ontology annotation, cellular component: proton-transporting V-type ATPase, V0 domain. Gene Ontology annotation, biological process: proton transmembrane transport. The coding region runs from base 1 to 489 and encodes 162 amino acids. Gene Ontology annotation, molecular function: proton-transporting ATPase activity, rotational mechanism.